AUUCAAAUACAUGGCAAAUAUGCACGGAGAUGAGACUGUGGGACGAGAGCUGCUACUCCAUCUAAUCGACUACCUCGUAACCAGACAUGGCAAAGACCUCGAAGUCACAAGUCUAAUCAACAGUACCUGGAUACACAUUAUGCCUUCAAUGAACCCAGAUGGAUUUGAAGCUGUCCGGAAGCCUGACUGUUACUCCAGCAAUGGAAGGGAAAAUUAUAACCAGUAUGAACUGAACAGAAAUUUCCUAGAUGCUUUUGAAUACCAUAAUGUACCAAGACAGCCUGAAACCCUGGCAGUCAUGAAGUGGCUGAAAUCGGAGACGUUUGUCCUCUCUGCAAACCUGCAUGGUGGCGCCUUGGUGGCCAGUUACCCAUUUGAUAAUGGUGUUCCAG
Molecule: messenger RNA, 392 nt
Organism: Octodon degus (degu)
Lineage: Eukaryota; Metazoa; Chordata; Mammalia; Rodentia; Octodontidae
Product: carboxypeptidase M-like
Exons: 3
Biological process (GO): proteolysis
Cellular component (GO): cell surface
Molecular function (GO): metallocarboxypeptidase activity; zinc ion binding
Source: RefSeq, a predicted model, not a curated record